CCGGGCCAGAUCGGGGGCGGGGCUCUGCCGUGGGCCGGGCCUCCUCGAGUUCCGGAGUCGAGUCGCCGGCCGCCUUGGCCAGAGCGGAGAUGCAGCCGCCGCCCCGAAAAGUGAAGCCGGCCCAGGAGGUGAAGCUUCGCUUCCUGGAGCAGCUGAGCAUCCUUCAGACACGGCAGCAGAGGGAGGCGGAUCUGCUGGAGGACAUCAGAUCCUACAGCAAGCAGAGGGCAGCCAUUGAGCGGGAGUAUGGACAGGCACUACAGAAGCUGGCCGGGCCAUUCCUGAAGAGGGAAGGACAGCGGAGUGGGGAGAUGGACAGCAGGGACAGGACAGUGUUUGCUGCCUGGCGCUGCCUGCUGGAUGCCACCGUGGCAGGAGGCCAAACUCGUCUCCAGGUGUCUGACCGAUUCCGUGACCUAGCAGGGGGCACAGGGCGGAGUGCCAAGGAGCAGGUGCUUAGGAAGGGAACAGAGAGCCUCCAGAGGGCGCAGGCUGAGGUGCUGCAGUCUGUCCGGGAGCUGAGCCGAAGUCGGAAGCUAUACGGGCAGCGGGAGCGUGUGUGGACCUUGGCACAGGAGAAGGCAGCUGAUGUCAAAGCCAGGCUGAAUCGAAGCGACCAUGGGAUCUUCCACUCUCGGACCAGUCUCCAGAAACUGAGCACCAAGCUAUCUGCCCAGUCAGCCCAGUAUUCCCAGCAGCUGAGAGCAGCCCGCAAUGAAUACCUGUUCAACUUGGUAGCCACGAAUGCGCACCUUGACCACUACUACAAGGAGGAACUGCCUGCCCUGCUCAAAGCCCUGGUCAGCGAGCUGUCAGAACACUUGAGGGACCCCCUGACCUUAUUGAGCCGAACUGAGCUGGAAGCUGCAGAGAUGGUCCUGGAGCAUGCCCGCCAUGGGGGCCAAGCCACCUCCCAGGUAAACUGGGAGCAGGAUGUGAAGGUAUUUCUUCAGGAGCCUGGAGUGUUUUUUCCCACCCCACCUCAGCAGUUUCAGCCGGCAGGGGCUGAUCAGGUGUGUGUGCUGGAAGAGGGAGCAGAAGGCACGGCUGAGGAGAGGAGCCUGGAGAAAGAGAUCCAGCGCUGGACGAGCCGAGCUGCCCGUGACUACAAGAUCCAGCACCACGGGCAUCGGGUGCUGCAGCGCCUAGAGCAGAGGCGACAGCAGGCUCCAGAGCGCGAGGCUCCAGGCAUAGAGCAGCGGCUUCAGGAAGUGAGGGACAGCAUUCGGCGUGCACAGGUGAGCCAGGUGAAGGGGGCUGCCCGGCUGGCCCUGCUGCAGGAGGCUGGCCUGGAUGUACAGCACUGGCUGAAGCCAGCCAUGACCCAGGCCCAGGAUGAGGUGGAACAGGAACGACGGCUCAGUGAGGCUCGGCUGUCCCAGAGGGACCUCUCUCCUACUGCUGAGGAUGCUGAGCUUUCUGACUUUGAUGAAUGUGAGGAGACAGGAGAGCUCUUUGAAGAGCCUGCCCCUCCAGCCUUGGCCACCAGGCCGCUCCCCUGCCCUGCACAUGUGGUGUUUGGCUAUCAGGCAGGGCAUGAGGAUGAGUUGACCAUCAUGGAGGGUGAAUGGCUGGAGGUUAUCGAGGAGGGAGAUGCUGAUGAAUGGGUCAAGGCUCGGAACCAGUAUGGUGAAGUAGGCUUUGUCCCUGAGCGCUAUCUCAACUUCCCGGAUCUCUCCCUUCCUGAGAGCGGCCAUGACAGUGACAAUCCCUCAGGGGCAGAGCCCACAGCAUUCCUGGCCAGAGCCCUGUACAGCUACAUUGGCCAAAGUGAAGAAGAGCUGAGCUUUCCUGAAGGGGCGCUCAUCCGCCUGCUGCCCCGGGCCCAGGAUGGAGUGGAUGAUGGCUUCUGGCGGGGAGAAUUUGGGGGUCAUGUUGGGGUCUUCCCUUCCCUACUUGUGGAGGAGCUACUUGGGCCCCCUGGCCCCCCUGAACUCUCUGACCCUGAACAGAUGCUGCCAUCUCCUUCGCCUCCCAGCUUCUCCCCUCCUGCACCCACCUCUGUUUUGGAUGGACCUCCUGCACCUGUCCUGCCCGGGGAAACAGCCCUGGACUGCCCUGGAUCCCUGGACCCAAUGGCACCUCGACUCAGGCCGAUGCGGCCACCACCUCCCCCACCAGCUAAAGCCCCGGACCCUGGCCAUCCAGAUUCUCUCACCUGAAGCCAUGGGGAUCACUGCCCCCUAGUGAUGCUGCUGCCCCUAUCUCCAUGCUUUCAGACCACCCCCCUGAAUGAUCUGGAGUGACACAGCCAAAAGCUGGAAUAUCCCCCAUAUCUGCUCUCACUUCCAGGGGUAGAAACUUCUCCUUUCCCCUUUUCUGGGGCUAGAACCCAGUUCAUUUCCCCAUUGUCCUCCUGCCAUUUUUAGGGCUGGAACUACCCCUUUGUCUUCUGCCAUCACCCCAUCUCUAGGGUGGUAAAAUACCCCAAAAUCUCUAGGGCUGGAACCCGCCCUCUAAAGUCUUGAGUGGUUCUGGCCCAACUCUGUCUCUGCUUUGGCUGUGUGGUCCAUCCCACUCUGGAUGCCAGGGUUACUGGGAUUGGGGCCAGGAGAGGAGCAGGCCUUGGGAGUCACAAGGAGAUGGAGCCAGUAUGCAAAGCAGCUGUAAUGGUCUGAGCGGAUUUAUUGACAGUGAAUAAAGGGCACAAAGGCCAAGUCAGGCCCUGGACCUCUUGUGCCAAGAGGGCAGGAUGCCUAAGGUGCUAUUGCUUUAGGGACCCACCAAGGGGGCCUGGUCCCAGCUGCCACGCUCGAGCGUAUGGAGCUAGGUAUUGGGGAAGGCAGGCCAGGUGACCUAUUGGCAGAUAAGGGAUGUGGAAAAGAGUGCGGGUCCAGGAGUGUGGGUAACUUCUCCAGUGGUCCCCCAGGCUGAGACCAUGCAACUCCAGGUGGAAGUAGAGCUGGGCCCUCAACCGGGGGGCAGUGCCAUCUAGUGAAGGGGAGGGCCUUCAUGUCCACUCCCCCUGGCCCUGCCCGCUGGUAGUCCAUCAGUACAAUGAAGGAAGAGGCUUGGAGGAGAGGAAGGGGAACAGUGUUGCUUCUUGUUCAAGCUCUAUCCGAACUUUUCUAAGUCCUUCCCUAUCUGCUGAAGAACAUACCCACUCCCCACCACCAGCCAAGGAAUUUGUAGCACAGGCCAAAGCUGCACUUCACCCUGGGAGUUCAGGGCACUGAGAGCUGAUGAGCUUAGGGAGUUUAAGUUGGGGGAAAGAUCAUCUGAUUUGGGGCUCAGGUAGACUCACCUCAUAUACCCUCUGCUUCCUGUGAUGGAGACACCUGGGAGAAAGGGGAGGUGUCAACAAUAGGAACAGGUGGUGAGUCAUUAUCAGUGAUCCCCAAAGAAGUGGACAAUAAAACUGAGCCCACUGCAGCCCUA
Messenger RNA from Chinchilla lanigera (long-tailed chinchilla), 3378 nucleotides. It is a transcript of the gene Fchsd1, whose product is annotated as FCH and double SH3 domains 1. Gene Ontology annotation, biological process: regulation of actin filament polymerization; neuromuscular synaptic transmission. Lineage: Eukaryota; Metazoa; Chordata; Mammalia; Rodentia; Chinchillidae. Gene Ontology annotation, molecular function: protein binding. The record is from RefSeq and is a predicted model, not a curated record. Gene Ontology annotation, cellular component: neuromuscular junction; recycling endosome. The transcript is spliced from 20 exons. Bases 90 to 2162 code for a protein of 690 amino acids.